This is a messenger RNA of Trichomonas vaginalis G3, 970 nucleotides long. RefSeq lists its product as uncharacterized. NCBI's taxonomy places the organism in Eukaryota, Parabasalia, Trichomonadida, Trichomonadidae. The annotation marks the transcript as partial. The transcript has a single exon. The record is from RefSeq and is a predicted model, not a curated record.
AUGAACAAAAACGAAACAGCUAAAAUGAAUGAUAAUCAAAUUAGAGCAGAAGGUAGAAGGUUAUUUAAACGCUUCUAUAACAUUCCUGAUGGUGUUAAUCCUAAAACUCGUAGAAGUUAUUUAAAUGAAGCAAUAGAUGCAUAUGAGGGGUUUGACAUUUCAUCAGAAAGUGAAAGAUUAGCGAGAAUGUUAAAUGUUAAUAUUGAUUUCUAUUAUUGUGAUCCUCAAUCAGAAGACGUGGACAUAAAUAAGGUAGACUUUCCAUUAGUGGAAUCAAUAAUGAUAGAUCCAGAAUUUGAAACAGUAAAUAUUUUAUUAACACAGAGUCCAUGUGGAAAACUUCACGCUGACAGAAUAACAGACGUUGAAGCACUCACUGGCUAUAAAGUUUGUCCAUUUUGUAAAGAAGAAGUUUAUUCUAUCCGUGAUGAUCCAGAAAGGAAAAACCAAAGAAGAUUUUUAAAGCAUUGUGAGAAAUGUAAAGAAAAUAAUGGGAGAUUAAUUCAAGACGUUCAAUUGCAAAAGACACAGCAACCAUAUGCACCACAUAUUACGAAACAGAAGAUAUAUCAGUGGUUAUUAGCUCACAAUUUGCAGAAAUAUUAUAAACCGACAAGAUAUUAUAUUACUUUUGACUUUGAAACAUUAGAGACUAAAGAAGAAUUACAACUUUCUGAGUGUGCAACUUUGAACGCUUACUUAAAACCAUUCAUGGUAUCAUCAACAGUUAAAUUAAAUGAUAAAACAUAUACGAGGAAUUUUUGCUUAACUUCGAGUGAUUCUUUUAUUUCUGAUUGGAUUGAGUUUUUAUUUUCAACCUGUUCAUUAGUUGCUAAAUCAAAUAUUGAACAAUAUGAAGAAUUAUUGAAGCCGCAAACGGUGGGGACUUUGUCUCAAACAUUAAAUGAAAAACAGAAGGAAGCAUUUAAAGAACUUCUAGAUGAGGAAUUCAAUAAAGUGAAUAUCAUAG